AUGGCGUUCUUCCCCAACAUCUCCGGCGACUUCGCUCCUUUGUUCCAUUUACUUGAUGACUAUGAUGUCCACCGAGCAUGCCGCCCAAAGCGGAGGACUACACCUGUUCGCUCUUUGACGCCUCGCUUUGAUGUCUAUGAAAUAAACAACAGUUACCACCUUAAUGGAGAGCUACCUGGCGUAAAUCAAAGCAGCCUCGAUAUCGAGUUCACCGACCCUCAUACACUGGUCAUAAAGGGCUGCGUCGAGCGCAACUACAGCGACAGCACAUCCAAUACCAAAGAGCAGGCCGAAGUUCUCAAUGACGCCUCUUCUGUCAAGUCACUCCAGCCAACAGUUGAAGAUGAAGAUGAAGAAGCAAGCGACACAGCAUCUGCCAGUUCAUCUACCAAAUCUUCAAAGCAGGCGACCACCCAAGAGCAGACCAAAUCGCACUACAAAUAUUGGAUCGCCGAGCGCCCAGUUGGCGAGUUCCACCGAGCCUUUACUUUCCCGACAAGAGUAGAUCAAGAUACAGUCAAGGCUACUCUGAAAGAUGGGAUCCUUUCCGUUAUUAUCCCAAAGGAACCUGCCCCAACCUUAAAGAAAAUUCGCGUCGAGUGA
Messenger RNA from Aspergillus nomiae NRRL 13137, 603 nucleotides. Its product is annotated as Hsp20/alpha crystallin family protein. The coding region runs from base 1 to 603 and encodes 200 amino acids. Lineage: Eukaryota; Fungi; Ascomycota; Eurotiomycetes; Eurotiales; Aspergillaceae. The transcript has a single exon. Gene Ontology annotation, biological process: response to salt stress; protein folding; response to heat. The record is from RefSeq and is a predicted model, not a curated record.